This is a messenger RNA of Exophiala aquamarina CBS 119918, 2091 nucleotides long. Its product is annotated as cryptochrome. The record is from RefSeq and is a predicted model, not a curated record. Bases 1 to 2091 code for a protein of 696 amino acids. Gene Ontology annotation, biological process: entrainment of circadian clock by photoperiod; circadian regulation of gene expression. The transcript has a single exon. NCBI's taxonomy places the organism in Eukaryota, Fungi, Ascomycota, Eurotiomycetes, Chaetothyriales, Herpotrichiellaceae. Gene Ontology annotation, molecular function: FAD binding; DNA binding. Gene Ontology annotation, cellular component: nucleus; cytoplasm.
AUGCCGCCGAAAUUCAAAAGCCCCAAGAAGCAGGCCCAGGGCGCAGGCCCAGGUCCUAGGGUUCUGUAUUGGUUUCGCACCGACCUUCGCCUGCACGACAGCCCAGCACUUGUGCACGCAUUAUCCCUCGAACCAUCCGUGUUCAUCCCACUGUGGUGCUGGGACCCGCACUACGUGUACCGCCAACGUGGGGCCGCCAAUCGGUGGAACUUUCUGGUCAGCUGCAUGCGCGACGUAUCGAGGUCGUUAACCGCGUUGAAUCCGAAGCAGAAGCUUCAUGUCGUGAGGCGCGCGCCCGGAAAGGUCAUGGUGGAGUUGUUGCGCAGGUGGAAGGUCGAUGUGUUGGUGUUUGAGAAAGAUACGGAUGCGUAUGCCCGCAUGAGGGAUGACGAGGUGAGGGCGAUUGCAGAGGGAUUGGGAGUCAAGGUGGUUAGUUUGAGUGGAAGGACGCUGUUUGAUAGUGAUGAGGUGGUCAAGAUGAACGGUGGGAAGCCGACUAUGUCUAUGAACCAGCUUGUCAAUGCGAGUAAGAAGAUUGGAGAUGGCGCUCCGAAGAAGCCUCUUGACAGGCCUACCAGCCUGCCUGAUCCGCUGGCUGAGGCCGAGAUGGAUCUCAUCGAUUUGGAUGAUGAUACGGGCGGAGGAGGGGAGGAAAAUGUGGAUUACAAUCUACCGCAAAGGAGCCUGGGGAAGGCAAAAAAUAGGCAGUAUGAUACAGGGAUCAUGGGUCCCAAGCGAGAUUUCGGCAUUCCCACGCUCGAAGAGAUGGGCAUCGACUCGGCCGACGUGACGUCUCCCCACAAAGGAGGCGAAACUGCUGGACUUGAAGCUUUAAAGUCCAUGAUGGACAAGUCCGACUAUACUGGUACCUUUGAGAAGCCCAAAACAGCACCGACCGACUUCGAGCCGCAAGCAACGACGCUGCUCUCACCACACAUGCACUUCGGCAGCGUCUCUGUAAGAAAAUUCUGGUGGGACGUCCAGGAUGUCUUGGAGAAGCGGCGGAAACAGAACAAGCAUGUCAGUGGAGAGCCGGUCAAUCUACCCGGGCAGUUACUGUUCAGAGAUAUGUAUUUUGCCGCUUACGCAAAAUUGGGAUUCCAAUUCGGACAAGCAGUGGGCAACAGCGUGGCGAGAUUCAUCCCUUGGCAUUUGCAGUCGCAUUACGUCAAGGGACAGAAAGAUGGAAACCCUACCGGAGAUGGAGCUUACGUCGUGGAUGACCCUCAGGCGGAAGAGUAUUUUCGUAGGUGGAAGGAGGGCAGAACGGGUUUUCCCUGGAUCGACGCCAUCAUGCGCCAGCUCAAACUGGAAGGCUGGAUCCACCACCUCGGGAGACACGCCGUGGCGUGCUUCCUGACCAGAGGUGGGUGCUAUGUCAGCUGGGAACGCGGAGCGGAGGUCUUCGAAGAGUGGCUCAUCGACCACGAAGUCGCCUGCAACGCGGGAAACUGGAUGUGGUUGAGCUGCACGGCCUUUUUCAGCCAGUUCUAUCGUGUGUAUUCGCCCAUCGCGUUUGGGAAAAAGUGGGACCCCGAAGGCAAGUUUGUGAGAAAGUAUGUUCCAGAGUUAGCCCAAUUUGACAAGAAAUACAUCUAUGAGCCGUACAAGGCCCCGAUCGCAGACCAGAAGGCUUGGGGUUGUAUCAUUCAGGGUGAUGGGACAAAGACCGAAGAAAAGGGCACCAAGGUCUUUCCGAAACCGAUGUUCGACUUCAACAAGCGCAGACAAUUUUGCCUGGAUCGCAUGAAAGAGGCAUACGAUGUUGGGCUAUAUGGUGAUGAUAAGAGAGUGUUGUCUGGAGAGUGGAAGAAGCUGUUUGACUUCAAUGAUAAGCGUAGGGAGAGGAAGGAGGAAGCCAACGGCCAUCUUCCCACUCAUGGGACAAAGCGUUCGAAAACCGAGGCAUCAGAUGAUGCCGAUCGCCCUGCGUCCGAGGAUGAUACCGGGGAACUCGCGGACCAGGGAGCUGCAAGCCAAGACGAAGAAGACGAGAAGCCACCCAGAAAAGCCGUCAAACAAACUAAACCUAAGAAAGGUGCUCAGAAGACCUUAGAUACGGUCGUGACGACGACGAGGGCAAAGAAAUGA